GUCCUCCCCCACUUAUCGGGAAGACCAAUAGCUGAUAUACCAGUACAGGCAAUCAUUCCCUGCCCUGCCAUGUUGACUGCACUUUCGAGCGGACACAGUCGAUGUCGGUAAGACCCCGCUUUACGUACCCAUCAAACGACACAUUCGACUUCGACGAAUAUCUUCUCAAUUCCGGAUUGCACAAUCCAGUUGUUCAGCUUGGGGUGCUUCGAAGUUGUUCUACGAUCAGUCGCCAAGCUCUACGAGGCCCGAUCCUUCGGUACGGUAUAAGAGUUUCGACGCACUCUGCUCUUUUCCACGAGUCUUUCCGGAGCCAUCAGAAGAUAAAUACAGCUCUCCUGAUGAGUCUGACAACCCUCAGUCAGCAGCCACGUACAACGGCUGAGGCGGUAGAGGCUUCAGCUAGUCGCGUAGCUAGAUACUCUAGAGACAGGCUGCCUCAUCGAUCGAGAGCACAUUAUGGUGUUCCAUCGGGCUCGGUAUUUCCAACGCUCAAUAGCAUCUCUCUUCCAUCGUACAGGCCAGGCGUUCAGUCGGCGUCUUACAUGCCGAAGACUCAUUCGGUGAGUCCUGCAUGCAGCGCCGCCUGCAUCUUACUCUCUUUUGCAGCAUCGUGCUGACGGAUGAAGUGGACCACGCAUGAAUCAACAACAUAAUCGUCGAGGUGUGGACAGCCUGACCGUGGCAUGACCCAAACACAGCUUGAUAAAGACGUUUUGAGAG
Alternaria alternata is the source of this 723-nucleotide messenger RNA. RefSeq lists its product as hypothetical. The coding region runs from base 102 to 620 and encodes 172 amino acids. NCBI's taxonomy places the organism in Eukaryota, Fungi, Ascomycota, Dothideomycetes, Pleosporales, Pleosporaceae. The record is from RefSeq and is a predicted model, not a curated record. The transcript has a single exon.